This is a messenger RNA of Aureococcus anophagefferens, 897 nucleotides long. RefSeq lists its product as hypothetical. The transcript has 2 exons. Gene Ontology annotation, biological process: translational elongation. Bases 1 to 897 code for a protein of 298 amino acids. The record is from RefSeq and is a predicted model, not a curated record. Gene Ontology annotation, molecular function: protein binding; translation elongation factor activity. NCBI's taxonomy places the organism in Eukaryota, Pelagophyceae, Pelagomonadales, Pelagomonadaceae.
AUGUCCGUCCAAUUAAUCAAACAGCUGCGCGCCGCGUCCGGCGCGCGCAUGGUCGAUUGCAAGGCGGCCAUCGAGGCCUGCGGCAACGUCGACGACGCCUUCGAGUGGCUGCGCAAGAAGGGCAUCGCGCGCGCCGCCAAGCUCUCGGACCGCGGCCUCGUCGCGUUCCGCCGCGCCGGCGGCGUCGGCUGCCUCGUGGAGGUGAACUCGGAGACGGACUUCGUGGCGCGCAACGCCAAGUUCCAGGCCUUCGUCGGCGACCUCGCCGACGCGACGCUCCGGCGCUACGGCGACCUCGGCGCCGCGGCGUCCGCGGCGACGGGCGCGGCGCGCGUCGACGGCGACGCGCUCGCGGCGCUCGCGCUCGCGAACGGCGAGCCCUGCGCCGACGCCGCCGCGGCGCUGUCGGCCCACGUCGGCGAGCGCGUCGUCGUGCGGCGCGCGCGGCUCCUCGGGGGCGACGUCGUCGGCGCGUACGCGCACGCGGCCGUCGGCCCCGGCGCGGGCCUCGCCGCGUCGCUCGUCGCGCUGUCCGGCGACGUCGCCGGCCGCGACGCCGCGGGCCUCGACGCCGUCGCCAAGGCGGCGGCCAUGCACGCCGUCGCCGCGCGGCCCGUCUACCUCGACGCGGGCCGCGUGCCCGCGGACGUGCUCGCGAAGGAGCGGGCGGUCCUCGUCGACCAGCUCGCGGACUCGGGCAAGCCGGAGAACAUCGUCGAGAAGAUCGUCGCCGCGCGCCUCGCCAAGUUCGCCGGCGAGAAGUCCCUCGCGGGCCAGGCCCACGUCGUCGAGGGCGGCAAGGCGACCGUCGCGGCCGUCGUCGCGAAGGCGCUCCCGGGCUUCGAGGUCUCGGGCUUCGCGCUCUGCACCGUCGGCGGCGACGACGCGGCGGAGUAG